Molecule: messenger RNA, 1268 nt
Organism: Symbiodinium necroappetens
Lineage: Eukaryota; Dinophyceae; Suessiales; Symbiodiniaceae
Source: the annotation of a GenBank genome assembly
AUGGCUGCGGAGCCACCCCUUGUGGUGCCGGACGUCCUGCUGGCAGUGGACACUUCCUCCUUGAAAGGCCUGUUGGAGGCCAUCCUCGCUCGACUGCGCCUGUCGGAAGCCUCGCUUUCGGAGCUUCAGAACGAACGACAGCUUGACUUGCCAAAGCAGGGCUUGGUGGCUCGCAUCGACAAGUUAGAGCUGGAAGUAGACGCGCUGUUGAAUGACGAGAUUCCGGGCGUUGAUGGAGCUGGCAAUUGUCCAAGUCCAAGAUCACUCCGAUGGGAGAGCUGCAUGGAGGAUCUUAGACAGGGCAUCAGCCGCUGCGAGGCACGAAUCGAAGAAACGGAGGGGUGCGUUCGCGAGAUGCACGAGGCCACCCAGCAAAAUGCACACGACUUUGAGCUUCUUCAAGCUAGACUGAACGGCCUGGGACGUUCGGUUGACAUGCGGUUCGCGGAGACUGGUGGCAAAGUCGACCAGCUCAGCGAGGUGGUGGAGGAGCAUGCUUCUGAUAUCGAGGAUCUGAAAGUCAAGAUGCAAGAAGCUUUCAAUUCACUCCAGAAGCUUGACCUCAGCAACCUGAAGGAAGAGAUGGAUGCAGCACUGCGGAGAAUGGAGCGGAGGCUUUUUGAUGAGAUGCAGGAGUUGUCUGCCGAGCUCCGAGAGAAGCAGGAGCGGACCCGCCAGGAGUUGGACAAGGUCGUUUCGAGGUUCCGCACGCAGUUGAACGACCUCGUGGAAUCCGCCCUAGAAAACAUGCGGCACAGCCUGGGGCAGAAGGUUCUGAUGCUGGAUACAAAUGAUGAAAUGGUGGCAGCCGGAACAACAAAGCACUGCAUCUCAUGCUUUAAAGAUCGAUCCCAAUCUCCUGGCCGUGGUACGAUAGGAACCGAUGGGCAUGUGUACCAUCAUGCGCAAGAGGCCAAAGAGGGUGAAGAUGCUGAGCCACAGGAAAGGCCAACAUCGGCAAAGAGGUACGGCAUCAGCACUGCUGUUGCAGCACGCGAGCCCUCCGCCAGACUUGGUCGCGCGUGUCAACCACGUCCAGUAUCCAGCAGAGGGCGCAAUCCGGAGCGGUACGAUGUAAUGCUGGAGAAUUACUCCCGCAUGCUUGCACGGGGCAACGAUAAGAGCAUCGGCAAGCUCGUCGGCAUUCUGCAGCAAUGCUACCGUGUCAUUCGCCGACUUUGUGCGCCAGUUGAAGCCAUUGACAAAGGCAGCACCAGUCUAACAUGCGCUGUUGGGAUUCCGUGUUCCUGCAGGAGCUGUGGAUGCAG